CGCCAGUCUUCUGCAAUCUCUCACCGUCGGCAGCCCACUACCUCCUCUCCCUCUUUGACUCUUUGCGGCGGCGGCGCCCCCGGUCCAGUCCCUCUCCCUCGCCGCCGCUUCCACUGGAUCGGCUCGUCCGAGCCCAAAUCCGGCCGCUGGAGCACGGAUCUGCCCGGAUCGAUCCUCUUAGCCGACGCCGGGAGACCAACCUAUCGACCUCGCGACCAAAAGCACAUCGAGGGCAGAGCGCCGCGACCAAGAUCUGUGGCUUACGCCAUGGCAAGCACCUUUGCAGACCUCAACCAAGUCGUCCGCUCGGUGCGGCUGCUCAGGAUUCAGGAGUUUAGCUCGACCAGGGACGGCGAGUCCGGCUUCGAAGCCAAAUGGGAUGUCGAUGGGUAUGACGUAUGAGUGGCAAGUAAACUUCAUUUUUGCAAGGAGGGCGACCCUGGCCUGUCGCCUGGUAGAUCCCAGCGGGGAGCUUGAACCAGCUCAAGAGGGCAGUGUUUCAGCAACCUUCUAUCAUCCCCAAGAGUUCCAACUGCUGUGCCCCGUGGAUCUCAUAGAUAGAGACUUCAUACCAUCAGGUUAUCUCAAGAACGAUACUUUGACUCUCUGCUGUUCCAUCACAGUGUACAAGGAGGAAUCACCAGCAGUACCAACCAUCCCAGCUGAAGAAGCGAUCGCGCCACCAUCCUCCAACUUGCACCAGCAUCUCGGUGAGCUCCUGCAGAGUGAGACGGGAGCCGAUGAAACCUUUCUUGUGGGCGACGAGUCUUUUGCUGCGCAUAAGAACAUACUUGCCGCGAGGUCUCCGGUUUUCAACGCCCAGUUCUUCGGAGACAUGAAGGAGAGGUGUUCGGCACGCGUGGAGAUCGAGGACAUGGAGGUGGCCGCAUUCAGGGCCAUGCUGCACUUCAUCUACUCCGACACGGUGCCCGAGCUUGAUCACCCGCUCCAGGAGGCGACAACAAUGGCUCAGCAUUUGCUUGCAGCCUCAGACAGGUACCAACUCGAUAAGCUCAAGCUGAUUUGCGAAAUAAAGCUCUCAGGCGGCAUCACCGUCGACACCGCAGCGACAACUCUUGCCUUGGCAGAGCAGCACAAUUGCCUGAAGCUCAAGGCCAAAUGUAUCAAGUUCAUUGUCAGCACUCCCGUGGUUCUUGGUGAUGUGUUGGCGACCGAGGGGUAUAAGCACCUCGAGGCAAGCUGCCCUUUGGUGUUGACCGAGCUUCUCAAGUCUGUCCAUGUGACGAGGUAGCCAUAGUGCUAAACUGCUAAUGGUCAAAUAUUUCACGACCUGUAGUCUCUGUUUGAGCUUGCAUCCUUGUGUAGUCUAGUACUCCCUCCGUCCUAACAUAAGUGUCGUUGAUUUAGUACAACUAGUCGCCAACCCGUGCGACACGGGCUAGCAUAUUGAGAAUGUCAGAUGAAAUAUCUCUUUCUUUUGCGAUAUAGCUUCCUUUGUUUCUGCUCUAAUGAUGUUAGAUGACUACCAUUAGAUUCUAGUAUCGCAAGUUGGGAGCUUGGUUUACUUAGGUAGCAACCAUUUCCUGUGUAUUUGUUUUAUUUUCACAUUUCGAAUGUUUUGUCACCUAAUAUAUUACUAUAUUAUAUUUUAA
Aegilops tauschii subsp. strangulata is the source of this 1613-nucleotide messenger RNA. RefSeq names its product BTB/POZ and MATH domain-containing protein 1-like. Gene Ontology annotation, biological process: protein ubiquitination. The record is from RefSeq and is a predicted model, not a curated record. Lineage: Eukaryota; Viridiplantae; Streptophyta; Magnoliopsida; Poales; Poaceae. Gene Ontology annotation, molecular function: protein binding.